AUGACGAUAGUAUGCAGUACCGGUGUUAAGAGCUGCUGUCGAGAAAUCAAGUCUGGUGAAGAAUCUAUAAGCAAGCUUCAAGAACUUGGGGUCACAGCUACACUUGAUACUAUCAAGGUGGACGUUGAAGACGACGAUACCAUUGCUGCUGCCGCCGAGGUCGUCCGUACCAAGUACCGGAAGCUCGAUGUCUUGAUUAACAACGCAGCUCAGAUGACUUUCGCGUCUUCAUCAGAACUCUCGGAGCAAAGCGAGGAUAUGGACAAGACGCUGGACAAGAAAAUCACUUUCUGGAUGGUCAGCCCGGGAUUCACCAAAACAGCAUUCAACAAUUUCAGAGGCACAAAAGAUCCCGUAGAUAGCGCGGAAGUCGUGAUGAGGCUUCUGGAGUCAGAACAGGGCGAGAUUCCACCUGGGACGUUCUGGGAGUAUGAGCACGAGUCGUUCAGGGCCGUGCCAUGGUGA
Phaeoacremonium minimum UCRPA7 is the source of this 465-nucleotide messenger RNA. Its product is annotated as putative short chain dehydrogenase protein. Gene Ontology annotation, cellular component: membrane. NCBI's taxonomy places the organism in Eukaryota, Fungi, Ascomycota, Sordariomycetes, Togniniales, Togniniaceae. The record is from RefSeq and is a predicted model, not a curated record. The transcript has 4 exons. The coding region runs from base 1 to 465 and encodes 154 amino acids.